Molecule: messenger RNA, 1527 nt
Organism: Austrofundulus limnaeus
Lineage: Eukaryota; Metazoa; Chordata; Actinopteri; Cyprinodontiformes; Rivulidae
Product: cytosolic phospholipase A2 gamma
Exons: 9
Coding region: 464-1504 (346 amino acids)
Biological process (GO): glycerophospholipid catabolic process
Cellular component (GO): nuclear envelope; cytosol; nucleoplasm
Molecular function (GO): calcium ion binding; calcium-dependent phospholipid binding
Source: RefSeq, a predicted model, not a curated record
CAAAUGUGUUUCCAUCUCUGCUUUUGCGCAUUAACUCUAUGACAGGAUGGGGGGAAAUUGGUCUUGGCAGAGGUUUGCACUCUCCGAGUGCUUGUAGUUUAUACAAUGUAGUUGUGUGCACUACUUUUUUCCUCUUAAGUAUAAUAAACACAAAAUGAAAAUGGUUAAUUUUACGUAUUUGCAACUCCUCCCUGCAUCUACAUAUUACAAAGAUGAAAGAUGAAUUUUAUGUUUUUUUUGUGUGUGUGUGUGUGUGUGGGUGUUUUUUCCAGUGUAUAUAAAACAUUAUUGCUGUUCCUCAGAAACGAACAUAAUAAGAGGGUUAAAAUAUUUAUGAAAUCAUGUGAUGUUGUCGUUCACAUUUGUCUUGUUGUGUUACAUGGUAGUUGUUAUAGUUAUAGGGUGUUGUUAUAGGGCAGUUAGGCUUUUUUGAACAUGUGUAUCAGUCUCACUUCCUGUCCACAUGAACAGGUCCAUGGCCUCCCUGUACAGUGACCCUAAGUGGAGCUCCAACAUGGAGGAUGCUGUGUCCAAACUAUCAGGUUCUGGGGUUGAGUUAAAACAGGCUCUGGCCUGGGUGGGUGAAAAAACUAAAGAGGAAAACUUCUCUCUCACUGAUAUUUGGGGAGUUCUUACCACUGCUGGGGUCAUGAAACAGAUGAAUGAACGGCAGCUCUCACAUGAGGUCGACAGGGACGUCACCAAUCCAUACCCUAUCUACUGUGCUGUAGAGAAGCACAGCUUCUCAAAUGGGCCUUUCAAAGGAAAAUGGUUUGAAGUAAGCCCCCAUGAAGCAGGAUUCACAGAGUUAGGCCUCUUUGUUGAAACGUCUCUCCUGGGCAGCAAAUUCAAGAGUGGAAAACUGCUGGAGAAGAAGCCAGAGAUGGACAUUAUCCAGUUUCAAGGCAUUUUUGGCAGUGCACUGGCUAACGAGGAGACAGUCAAAAAAAAGCUGCAUGCAAUUGGAAACAUUGAUGCUGCUACUGAAAAGUAUCUACAUGCACGCAAAGUAUUCAAUAACUUGAUAUGUCUGUUCAGAAGCACCAUUGAGGACCCUAUAGCACUGUCGGAUUUGGAUCAACUGCAAAAAAUUCUACAAGACAAGUGUAGUUGUAAUGACUCCGUGGAGCUAAGAUCUAAAUGCCCAAAGGAAAAAGAAAGUCUGCUCCAGCAGCUGAACCGGGAUCUGCUGGUAGCAGUUCAGACCUGGAGCCAAGGAUUGGAGGAUGGAGGCUUCAAAAGCCACGUUUCUUUUAUUACGGAGCAUCUCAUUCCUCUUAUAAUAAAAUGGGAGUGGGGAACAAUCAACAACUUCCUCUACCAAUACCAAGAUUCCUCAGUUCCCCCUUACCUCCAGUCUAAAGAACAGUUUCACCUGAUGGAUGCUGGGCUGCUGAUCAAUGUGCCUUACCCUUCAUUUCUGGGGGACAAGAGAGACAUUGAUCUGAUUAUUGCUCCAGAGUACAGCGCUGGAAACAUGUUUGAGGUAAUCAAAGAUAAGUGAACUCAAUAUUACAGGUGUUUUAA